Messenger RNA from Symbiodinium sp. CCMP2592, 1992 nucleotides. NCBI's taxonomy places the organism in Eukaryota, Dinophyceae, Suessiales, Symbiodiniaceae. The record is from the annotation of a GenBank genome assembly.
AUGGUAAUAUGCGAGUUGCAAGACGCAGUGUCGAAGAAGCACGCUGAGCUUCUCGAAGUGGUGGAUGUGCACCAUGAGCUUGUGAAGAACGCCAUGCUGUCGACAGCUGCUGAGAUCGAGGCUCUUGCACAGGACGCGCUUUUGAACCGAAGCCCCUUCCAGUUGAAGAUGGAGCAGAGGACGAUGCAGCCACUUGUCAGCGAGCCUUCUUUCAGCGAGGGUGAGGACAACUUCGAGCAGCAACUCUCUGCGAAGGAGCAUCGAGAGGUCGGCAUUGGGUCCAAGGACAUCAGGACGUUUCUCUCGACUAUGUCGCCGAUCUCCGAGGACUCCGUGAAUAUUGGCCACAGCUUGGGUGGCACCGCACGAACCGCGGACCGCAAGCUGGCGGGAAUCCGCGGUUGGCUUGCCAGGUAUGACAGACGUCUCGAAUAUACUGCUUCCGUCGUUGUCGGGCUGCACGUCAUACUGCUCCUUGUGGAGCUAGAACUUGAAGGUGCGAGUUCUGGCUUGGUACUGGACCUGUCAGACUGGCCUGCAGCAUCCGAAAAUUCGUGGAGAUAUCAUUUACGUGUGCUUGACGUGGUGUUCGACUUUUACUUUCUGCUGGAUUUGUCCCUGCGGAUGUUCGUCCAGCGGUUUAACUUCUGCAGAUCCAGCAUGAACUGCUUCGAGGCCUGUGUUACAACGGCCUCCCUUGCUGAUCUGGUGAUCAUUGCGCACGCUGGCGGUUUGGCCCAUCCCGCGGAUGCGACGGUCUUGCAUCUCAUCCGAGCGGCUGCAUCCUUGCGACUGAUUCGCUUCUGCAAGUUCGUCGAGGGCGUCCACAUGCUCUUGAAGGCGUGCACUUCAUUUUUGCCCUCCUUAUGUUGGUCGAUGGUACUGCUGACGAUUUUCAUGCUGGUGGGGGCGCUGACGAUAGGGAACCUCAUCCAGGACUACAUCACCAAUCCGCAAGUGAACAGAGAAGACAGAAUCUGGUUGUGGCAACAUUACGGAACCGCCCAGAGAUCUUUGUACACCAUCUACGAAAUAACUUUCGCUGGCAAUUGGCCCGUCAACGUUCGCCCAGUGCUGAGCGGGGCCAACCGUGCAUUCGCCUUCUUCUUCGUCGCUUACGUGACCAUUAUCGUCUUCGCUAUCCUGAGAGUCAUAACUGCCGUGUUCUUGAAGGACAGCUUGGAUGCAGCGCAGAGCGAUGCUGAACACCAGCUGAAGGUCCAAAUGCGCAAAAGGACUUUGUAUACUCGCAAGUUGGACGAAAUGUUCAAAGCGAUCGACGAGUCUGGUGUUAUUACGGAGGCUCGACUGAACAGCCUCCUCCAUGAUCCAACUGUCAAAGCCUACUUUGAGACGCUGGACCUCGAUGUGCACGAGGGUACUGCCUUGUUCCACAUUUUGGACAACGGUGACGGCGAGGUCACGAGGGAGGAGUUCAUCGAUGGCAUUCUACGUUGCAAAGGCCCAGCACGAGCAAUUGACCAGUUGGUCAUGCACGCUGAGAUGAAGCAGCUCGAGUCGAAGAUUGCUCAGUUCAUCCGUAUGUUGGGAUCAGCGAGAGUCGCCGGCCAGCUCAACAGCAACAGGGGAACCAGCAGGACCAGCAGCAGCAGUUCCCCGAUGACGUCGUUUCUGCGAGUUUUCCGCCGCUUCGUCAGCAACUACUCGUCAGACCGCAAGUUCCCAACUUGGAGCCGCAGGUGCGAAAAUGCAUCAACAAUUUCAAGAUUCAACGGUUGGUGGUCCCGAACUCUAGAAGAUGUCCAGACGUUGGCGAACUCCGGGGUUUUGCUGCUCAGUUGUUCUGUUCAAAGUGUCCGCAAAUCGGAGUCUACGCCACACAAAAGCCCCUACUGCGCUGCUGUAUUCCAUUGUAUCCCUUGUACCCUUGAAUGGGCCUCUUGGAGGUUCAUGGGUAGGUACAAGUGGGGUUAUAAUUAUACUUGUAAACUUGUAAACCAUAUUAGGGGACUUCUAGCCUCACUUAUAUAA